ACCGCCCGGGAAGCAGCGCGAGGCUGGGCUGCUGCCGCCACAUCCUUCUCCUUCUCCUCCUCCGGGUUUGAGCGAGCCGAGCCGGUCGGGGCCGAGCCGAGGGCUCCGAGGGCGCAAGCAGAGCAGGGCACGGAGCCAUGGCGCACCAGACCGGCAUCCACGCCACUGAGGAGCUGAAGGAGUUCUUUGCCAAGGCACGGGCUGGCUCUGUGCGGCUCAUCAAAGUCAUCAUUGAGGACGAGCAGCUCGUGCUGGGUGCCUCUCGAGAGCUGGUGGGCUGCUGGGACCAGGACUAUGACAGGGCCGUGCUGCCGCUGCUGGAUGCCCAGCAGCCCUGCUACCUGCUCUACCGCCUGGACACGCAGAACGCCCAGGGCUUCGAGUGGCUCUUCCUCGCCUGGUCACCUGAUAAUUCCCCCGUGCGACUGAAGAUGCUGUAUGCAGCCACACGGGCCACAGUGAAGAAGGAAUUUGGGGGCGGUCACAUCAAGGAUGAGCUCUUCGGGACUGUGAAGGAUGACCUCUCCUUUGCUGGCUACCAGAAACACCUGUCAUCCUGUGCGGCACCUGCCCCACUGACCUCAGCUGAGAGAGAGCUUCAGCAGAUCCGUAUUAACGAGGUGAAGACUGAGAUCAGUGUGGAGAGCAAACACCAGACCCUGCAGGGCCUGGCUUUUCCUCUGCAGCCUCAGGCCCAGCGGGCACUUCAGCAGCUCAGACAGAAGGAGAUCAACUACAUCCAGCUGAAGCUGGACCUGGAGCGGGAGACCAUCGAGCUGGUGCACACGGAGCCCACGGAUGUGGCCCAGCUGCCCUCUCGGGUGCCCCGAGAUGCUGCCCGCUACCACUUCUUCCUCUACAAGCACACCCACGAGGGUGACCCCCUGGAGUCUGUGGUGUUCGUCUAUUCCAUGCCGGGCUACAAGUGCAGCAUCAAGGAGCGCAUGCUCUACUCCAGCUGCAAGAGCCGCCUCCUUGACUCCGUGGAGCAGGACUUCCAGCUGGAGAUUGCCAAGAAGAUUGAGAUUGGUGAUGGGGCAGAGCUGACGGCUGAGUUCCUCUACGAUGAAGUGCACCCCAAGCAACAUGCCUUCAAGCAGGCCUUUGCCAAGCCCAAGGGCCCCGGGGGCAAGCGGGGCCACAAGCGCCUCAUCCGUGGCCCCGGCGAGAAUGGGGACGACAGCUAGGUGGUGGGACCUGAGCCCUGCUGGCCUGUGGACUAUGGGGCCUCACCUAGACUCCCCACCCCUACCCACUCCAUGACCACCUCCCUCCUUCCCAGCCUGAGCUCUGGGGUGGGGCUUGCCUCCUGUGGGGCAGGAGUGCUGGUGACUGAACACUCUUAAAGCUUCCAAGGGCCACUGGGCUGGCAUUUUGUGACCCUCCCACACUGCUGUCCCUGCCUCUCAUCCAGGUGCCCAGGGCAUCGGGAGAUCCUGCCCAGCUGGCUCAAGGAACUGGGUGGGGGCCUGACAUGAACCUGGCACCUGGGGGAACUGAGACUGGUGUCCCAGCACAGCCCAGAAGCCUUUGGCCACAGUGGGGCUGGGGCAGGGGGGUCACUGCAGGAUGAGAUGGUUGAAUGCUGUAUUUUUUAAAGAAUAAAAUAUUUUUAAAUCAA
Molecule: messenger RNA, 1621 nt
Organism: Camelus dromedarius (Arabian camel)
Lineage: Eukaryota; Metazoa; Chordata; Mammalia; Artiodactyla; Camelidae
Gene: TWF2
Product: twinfilin actin binding protein 2
Exons: 9
Coding region: 138-1187 (349 amino acids)
Biological process (GO): barbed-end actin filament capping; actin filament depolymerization; regulation of lamellipodium assembly
Cellular component (GO): actin filament; myofibril; cytoplasm
Molecular function (GO): actin filament binding; actin monomer binding
Source: RefSeq, a predicted model, not a curated record